Messenger RNA from Pan troglodytes (chimpanzee), 4778 nucleotides. It is a transcript of the gene ZAP70, whose product is annotated as zeta chain of T cell receptor associated protein kinase 70. Gene Ontology annotation, cellular component: cytoplasm. The record is from RefSeq and is a predicted model, not a curated record. Gene Ontology annotation, biological process: protein phosphorylation; intracellular signal transduction. NCBI's taxonomy places the organism in Eukaryota, Metazoa, Chordata, Mammalia, Primates, Hominidae. The transcript is spliced from 15 exons. Bases 1627 to 3750 code for a protein of 707 amino acids. Gene Ontology annotation, molecular function: non-membrane spanning protein tyrosine kinase activity; ATP binding.
GGUGCCGGGGUCUUCUUCUCUCAAUACUCCAAGAAAUGAGUGUCCAGCAUGGAUGUGAAGGGAUGCUUGCUGCACCUGGAGUUUCAAGAUGCCGCUGGGGAAAAGGGAGGCUGCUAGCAAACACCAUUUUGGAGGGGGCUGUAUGAAGGAGAAAAGUAUCCUAGCCUAGAGCCGGAACUCAGAUUUUCUAAAGGGGAUUCAGGCGGCCAGAGGAUAGUAGAGGGCCAGAAAGGAGGUCCCCAAGAAGGAGGCUUCGGGGUAGGGUGUGAGGGGGUCCUCAGGCAGACUGGGGAGCUGAGCCUGUUGUAACCGAGCGAGUUACAGAGAAACGCCGCACUUUGAGACGAAUUCAGGGGUCCUUUAUUAGCCGGUGACUGAGAGACAGCUAGUGCUCAAAAUUCUCUCAGCCCCAAAGAAGGGGCUUGAUUUUCUUUUAUACUUUGGUUUAGAAAGGACAGGUGGGGGUCUAGUUAAAACAAUCUUACAGAAGUAAAGCAGGCAAAAAGUUAAAAGGAUAAAUGGUUACAGGAAAGCAAACAGUUCCAGGUGCAGGGGCUUAAAAUCUAUCACAAGGUGAUAGACACGGGGCUUUGGGCGUUAUCAACCGGACACAAACGCCGGGGCUCUGGGUGCUAUUAACCGGGCGAAUUCCUGGGAACUGCGGAUAUAGCUUGCCACAGUAUCUUAUCAGUUAAUUGCAUUCUUGGAUGUGCUGGGAGUCAGCUUGCACAAGUUAAGUCCUUGAGGAAGCGGGGUGGGUAAGGGGCUGCAAAUGAAAGAGCCAAGAUGGAGUCUGUCUGGCUCUCUUAGCUAAGGGAGAGUCAAUUCAGGUUAAAACAAGGUAGGGUAUCACAAGCCCACUUAACAAGGGCAGCAGGACCCCAAGAAGAAAAGCUUUAGGAGUCUCCACAGUGGGCCCAGGGCAGUUCCACACAGGUCUCUGAGGCCCCACAGACAGGAGAGCUGUGACGACUCCCUUAGUGCCCAAGAAAGCAAGGAGGUGGUGGGCAAGAGGCUCCCAGAGGCCUUGGGGCACUAGAGGGGAGAUGGAGCCGAGAGAGUGGCUCUGCAGGCCCCUCUCUGAGAGAGUGCAUGAGGUGUGGCCCCAGGCCCAAGGGUGGGGGGUGCACAGGGUGAGGGAAGGGAGGAGAGGAAGAGGAGGAGGAGGUGGUGGCCACAGCGGGAUGGCACUCAGCCAGGUUCAGCUUCGUGGGAAAGGUCCCAGGUGGGCCGGGCUAGCACUGGGGAUGCCCUGGCUCUGUGUCUCGGUUGGGUGGCUGACUCCUCCUGGAACGCAUCCCUGACAUCCUCCAGGCUGGCUUGGGGAUACUCUGGGGACACACAGUGCCCAGGCUUCCGGCCUCCCAGCCCUGGCUCCCUGUGGACUCAGCUGCCCCCCACAAGCCUGCGAGCCACUGGAGAGCAAGGGCAGGCUGUCCUUGCCAUCCAGAUGCCUGGCACAGGAGGGGUUCUCACCUUCGGGGUAUGGGCUGACUCAGUGGGUUUCUCCUCCUUCCAGCUCUAACCUGCCUGUGGAAUAAACAAAUCACUCCUCUGGGUUGUCUAGCUGGUGCAGGCCCCAGGGCGACGCCCCUUUGAGGGGAAAAUGGGGGCAUUCCAGUUUCCAUGAGCCCUGGGACUCCCCUCCUUCCCACCACUGCUGCCUACCCUCCGGUUCCAGGAAAUAGGUUAGUUUCAGACAAGCCUGCUUGCCGGAGCUCAGCAGACACCAGGCCUUCCGGGCAGGCCUGGCCCACCGUGGGCCUCAGAGCUGCUGCUGGGGCAUUCAGAACCGGCUCUCCAUUGGCAUUGGGACCAGAGACCCCGCAAGUGGCCUGUUUGCCUGGACAUCCACCUGUACGUCCCCAGGUUUCGGGAGGCCCAGGGGCGAUGCCAGACCCCGCGGCGCACCUGCCCUUCUUCUACGGCAGCAUCUCGCGUGCCGAGGCCGAGGAGCACCUGAAGCUGGCGGGCAUGGCGGACGGGCUCUUCCUGCUGCGCCAGUGCCUGCGCUCGCUGGGUGGCUAUGUGCUGUCGCUCGUGCACGAUGUGCGCUUCCACCACUUUCCCAUCGAGCGCCAGCUCAACGGCACCUACGCCAUUGCCGGCGGCAAAGCGCACUGUGGACCGGCAGAGCUCUGCGAGUUCUACUCGCGCGACCCCGACGGGCUGCCCUGCAACCUGCGCAAGCCGUGCAACCGGCCGUCGGGCCUCGAGCCGCAGCCGGGGGUCUUCGACUGCCUGCGAGACGCCAUGGUGCGUGACUACGUGCGCCAGACGUGGAAGCUGGAGGGCGAGGCCCUGGAGCAGGCCAUCAUCAGCCAGGCCCCGCAGGUGGAGAAGCUCAUUGCUACGACGGCCCACGAGCGGAUGCCCUGGUACCACAGCAGCCUGACGCGUGAGGAGGCCGAGCGCAAACUUUACUCUGGGGCGCAGACCGACGGCAAGUUCCUGCUGAGGCCGCGGAAGGAGCAGGGCACAUACGCCCUGUCCCUCAUCUAUGGGAAGACAGUGUACCACUACCUCAUCAGCCAAGACAAGGCGGGCAAGUACUGCAUUCCCGAGGGCACCAAGUUUGACACGCUCUGGCAGCUGGUGGAGUAUCUGAAGCUGAAGGCGGACGGGCUCAUCUACUGCCUGAAGGAGGCCUGCCCCAACAGCAGUGCCAGCAACGCCUCAGGGGCUGCUGCUCCCACACUCCCAGCCCACCCAUCCACGUUGACUCAUCCUCAGAGACGGAUCGACACCCUCAACUCAGAUGGAUACACCCCUGAGCCAGCACGCGUAACGUCCCCAGACAAACCGCGGCCGAUGCCCAUGGACACGAGCGUGUAUGAGAGCCCCUACAGCGACCCAGAGGAGCUCAAGGACAAGAAGCUCUUCCUGAAGCGCGAUAACCUCCUCAUAGCCGACAUUGAACUUGGCUGCGGCAACUUUGGCUCAGUGCGCCAGGGCGUGUACCGCAUGCGCAAGAAGCAGAUCGACGUGGCCAUCAAGGUGCUGAAGCAGGGCACGGAGAAGGCAGACACGGAGGAGAUGAUGCGCGAGGCGCAGAUCAUGCACCAGCUGGACAACCCCUACAUCGUGCGGCUCAUUGGCGUCUGCCAGGCCGAGGCCCUCAUGCUGGUCAUGGAGAUGGCUGGGGGCGGGCCGCUGCACAAGUUCCUGGUCGGCAAGAGGGAGGAGAUCCCUGUGAGCAAUGUGGCUGAGCUGCUGCACCAGGUGUCCAUGGGGAUGAAGUACCUGGAGGAGAAGAACUUUGUGCACCGUGACCUGGCGGCCCGCAACGUCCUGCUGGUUAACCGGCACUACGCCAAGAUCAGCGACUUUGGCCUCUCCAAAGCACUGGGUGCCGACGACAGCUACUACACUGCCCGCUCAGCAGGGAAGUGGCCGCUCAAGUGGUACGCACCCGAAUGCAUCAACUUCCGCAAGUUCUCCAGCCGCAGCGAUGUCUGGAGCUAUGGGGUCACCAUGUGGGAGGCCUUGUCCUACGGCCAGAAGCCCUACAAGAAGAUGAAAGGGCCGGAGGUCAUGGCCUUCAUCGAGCAGGGCAAGCGGAUGGAGUGCCCACCAGAGUGUCCACCCGAACUGUACGCACUCAUGAGCGACUGCUGGAUCUACAAGUGGGAGGAUCGCCCCGACUUCCUGACCGUGGAGCAGCGCAUGCGAGCCUGUUACUACAGCCUGGCCAGCAAGGUGGAAGGGCCCCCAGGCAGCACACAGAAGGCUGAGGCUGCCUGUGCCUGAGCUCCCACUGCCCAGGGGAGCCCUCCACGCCGGCUCUUCCCCACCCUCAGCCCCACCCCAGGCCCUGCAGUCUGGCUGAGCCCUGCUUGGUUGUCUCCACACACAGCUGGGCUGUGGUAGGGGGUGUCUCAGGCCACACCGGCCUUGCAUUGCCUGCCUGGCCCCCUGUCCUCUCUGGCUGGGGAGCAGGGAGGUCCGGGAGGGUGCGGCUGUGCAGCCUGUCCUGGGCUGGUGGCUCCCGGAGGGCCCUGAGCUGAGCGCAUUGCUUACACAGAUGCCUUCCCCUGGGCCCUGACAUUGGAGCCUGGGCAUCCUCAGGUGGUCAGGCGUAGAUCACCAGAAUAAACUCAGCUUCCCUCUUGUCUGAGCGCCCUCAUCUUUUCCCGGGGUGAGGGUAGGUGUCAGGGGAGGGGUGGGUUAUGAAAAGUGCAUGGAGGUGACUGUUCUUGUGUGGACUGAGCCUGGAAGUGACCCCUGGGAAGAUGGGGCUGGGUCCCACUCUCCACCCUAGGGACACCUUCAUGUGAGUGAGCGGCUGGGGUGGAGUGGGGAACCUGAGGCCAGGCGGGUGUGGGCCCAAGGGCUGCGUGCCUGGCUGAGCCCAGCUCCCGUGUGGAGAUGAGUGUGCUCCAUGCUAGGUGCAUGUUAGGAUCACCUGGAGCUAUUUUAACAAACGCUAACCCCCCCUCCCCCAUCCAGCUGGGGUCUUCACCCCCCCAGGGGUGCCUUGCAAAUCAUGAGAUACAAUGUUUUUCAUUGGUAGAUGCACGUAUUAGCUUCCGUAUGAACCGUAUUACUGAAUUUGAAUCUGAAAAAUACCAAAAUGCAAACAUUGUUUUUAAAUUAAUUGUUUUAAAAGCUAAUGAACGAAUUAAGACAAAUUACAUCAAUUUAGUGGUUUCUUAAAUCGUGGUUUGCAGGUAGUUCAGUUUUAUUAAAAUUCAUUUGUGAGUCGCUGAACGACUUACAUUAUGUAAAAUAUAUCAGACAGUAAAUAAAUUGUGGCUUUCAUUGCCUUUUGGUCAUCA